UCGGUGUCUUGUUCUCCUUUCUGCUUGCUUUCUCUUUCUCUUUCUCUUUCUCUUCGUUGGCAAAUUAGGGCAGCAGGAGUCGGCGGCAGAUACAACGGCGGAGAUGGCAGGGACGAGGGAGGACAACGUGUACUUGGCGAAGCUGGCGGAGCAGGCGGAACGGUAUGAGGAGAUGGUGGAGUUCAUGGAGAAGGUGACAGGGGCGGCGGCGGAGCACGGGGAGGAACUCACCGUGGAGGAGCGCAACCUUCUCUCUGUGGCAUACAAGAACGUCGUCGGCGCCCGCCGUGCCUCGUGGCGGAUCGUCUCGUCCAUCGAGCAGAAAGAAGAGAGCCGCGGGAACGAGGCCCGCGUCGCCACCAUUCGCGAUUACAGGGCUAAGAUCGAGGCGGAACUCGACUCCAUCUGCGGAGGGAUUCUACGCCUUCUCGAAGAGCGUCUCAUCACCUCCGCUGCUUCGGCUGACUCUAAGGUGUUCUACCUGAAGAUGAAGGGCGACUACUACCGCUACCUUGCGGAGUUCAAAUCUGGCGCCGACCGCAAGGACGCGGCCGAGGCCACCCUCUCCGCGUACAAGUUAGCCCAGGAUAUUGCUUUAGCUGAGCUACCGCCCACACAUCCGAUCCGAUUGGGACUGGCUCUCAACUUCUCUGUGUUCUUCUACGAAAUCUUGAACUCACCAGAUCGUGCUUGCAGCCUUGCAAAGCAGGCAUUUGAUGAAGCAAUUGCUGAGCUGGAUACACUUGGAGAGGAAUCUUACAAAGAUAGCACACUAAUUAUGCAGCUUCUGCGCGACAACCUAACCUUGUGGACUUCAGACAUGCAGGAUGAUGGGGUAGACGAGAUGAAAGAAGCAUCCCAACAGGAUGACCAGCAUUAGAAUGGAAUGCAUUGCCUAUGUCUGUCUAGUUAAGAGCCUCAGUCAGGCAGAGAUAGUUGGAGAUUAUGAUUCUCCUGUUUGUACUGUGAUCCCUUCCCCAUUGACUCUGCUACCAUUGAUUGGAUUUGGAAGUGAUGCUUUGUAUGUUAGACUGGAAAAAUACUACUACUUUGUGAUUUACAAUGAAUUGUCGAAGUGAUUGUGCUGUGAAGAAAUAUGUUCUUUCCCCA
This is a messenger RNA of Zingiber officinale, 1110 nucleotides long. RefSeq names its product 14-3-3-like protein 16R. Bases 104 to 880 code for a protein of 258 amino acids. Gene Ontology annotation, biological process: signal transduction. The transcript has 4 exons. The record is from RefSeq and is a predicted model, not a curated record. Gene Ontology annotation, cellular component: cytoplasm. NCBI's taxonomy places the organism in Eukaryota, Viridiplantae, Streptophyta, Magnoliopsida, Zingiberales, Zingiberaceae.